AUGGAUGAAGUAGGAGAAGGAAAGAUCUGUGGUGUGGAGAUUUUGCAAGAGAUGACGGAGAAAAUUCAAUUGAUAAAAGAAAGAAUGAAGGUUGCUCAAGAUAGACAGAAGAGCUACGCCAAAUAUUGGAUCUUCCAGCUGAAUUCCAAGGAAUUCAUGACGUAUUCCACGUAUCUCACCGUUAAGAAAAGUUUUGGAAAGCAUACGCUAGCAGCUGUAGAUAUAGAGGAUAUAUCAUUACAACCUAACCUAACCUAUGAGGAAAUACCUAUUCAGAUUACUGACUCGAAGGAAAAGGAACUCAGGAAUCAGAAAAUUCCUCUAGUCAAAGUUCUUUGGUGA
Molecule: messenger RNA, 342 nt
Organism: Juglans regia (Persian walnut)
Lineage: Eukaryota; Viridiplantae; Streptophyta; Magnoliopsida; Fagales; Juglandaceae
Exons: 2
Coding region: 1-342 (113 amino acids)
Source: RefSeq, a predicted model, not a curated record